CUGGGCAACUUAUAAAAUUGGUCGGGGGUCUCGUGGAAUUUUGUCUUGGGGGGUGAAAUUCUUUCUGGCCCCCCCAGAUGAGCGUCUCACGGCGGAUGAGAUGGACGAGAGACGGCGGCAGAACGUGGCCUACCAGUAUCUCUGCCACCUGGAGGAAGCCAAGCGCUGGAUGGAGGCUUGCCUGAAGGAGCCGCUGCCCCCUCCGACAGAGCUGGAGGAGAGUUUGCGCAACGGCGUCACCCUGGCCAAGCUGGCACAUUUCUUUGCUCCGGACGCCUUUCCCCUGGGGAAGAUCUAUGACCGCGACCAGGCCCGCUUCCAGGCCUGCGGCCUCCACUUCCGGCACACGGACAACAUCAACCGCUGGCGAGACGCCAUGAGCCGCGUCGGGCUGCCUGUGAUUUUUCACCCCGAGACCACCGACAUCUACGACAAGAAGAACAUGCCUCGUGUGGUGUAUUGCAUCCACGCCUUAAGCUUAUACCUGUUCAGACGAGGGCUGGCUCCCCAGAUUCAGGACCUGUAUGGAAAAGUUGACUUUACAGAUGAGGAAAUAAACCACAUGAAAGGGGAGCUGGAGAAAUACGGCUUGCAGCUUCCCACCUUCAGCAAAAUCGGCGGCAUCCUGGCUGAGGAGCUCUCGGUCGACGAAGCAGCCGUGCACGCGGCCAUCCUGGCCAUCAACAGGGCGGUAGAAGUGGGGAUCGUGGCAGAGACCGUGGCAGCUUUGGGCAACCCCAGCGCCAUGCUGGUGGGCGUGCAGGAGAGUUUGGGGGCCCCCUACCAGGAAGAGCUCUGCCGGGCCAAAGGAGAGAAGGCCGAGAACGGAAAGAACCGGCACCUGCAGAAGAUACCAGAUGGGGAAGACAUCUACGAUCGCUGUUUGACCCAAGCUGAAAUUCAAGGCAGCAUCAAUUGGGUGAACACCAGGAGGGCCCUUGAGAUGGUGGACGACGCCCUGGAGGCCCAGGACCCCCAGACCUUGUACCACCUUUUGCAAGAUCCCAUCCUGGCCCUGAAGAGCCUGCGGCGGGAGAACGCCGGCUGGUACCUGGAUCAACUGUCCGCUGACCGGGAAGAGAAGGCGCUGGUACGCCAAGGGAAAUACUGCCAAAUCCCGUGGGAGCAUUUUGUGCACCCCCUGAAGUCAUCUCCUCCCUGUCCUGGAUUCUUGGACAACCGUUUUGUUGAGUCUCUUGAGUUCUACCUGAAUAGCGUGGCUGCCGUGGUCAAGAUCCAGGCCUUCGUCCGGGCCAACAAGGCAAGAGAGGAUUAUCGGAUGCUGGUGCGCUGCAGGGAGCCCCCACUCCGUGUCAUCCGGCGUUUCGCCCACCUGCUGGAGCAGAGCCAACGGGACACCCAGGAGGAGGUGGAGCUGCUGGGGCUCCAGGAGAAGCUGGCCAGGGGGAUCCGCUCCAACCAGCAGCUGGAGAGCGACCUCAACCUCAUGGACAUCAAGAUCGGGUUGCUGGUCAAGAACAGGAUCACCCUGCAGGAAGUGGUGUCCCAUUGCAAGACGCUGACCAAGAAGAACAAGGAGGAGCUGUCCAGCAGGAUGGACGUCAGCCAGGAGAACAACGGGCUGAAGGCGCUCAGCAAGGAGAAGCGGAAGGCGCUCGAGGCCUACCAGCACCUCUUCUACCACCUGCAGACUCAGCCGGUGUGUCUGGCCAGGCUGCUCAUGCAGAUGCCACCCAACAAGUCCACCAAGUUCAUGGAGUCGGUGGUCUUCAGCCUCUACAAUUACGCCUCCAGCCCCAGAGAGGCUUACCUUCUGCUCCAGCUCUUCCAGCGGGCCCUGCAAGAGGAGAUUGCGUCCAGAGUGACCCAGCUGCGAGAGAUCCUCACGGGGAACCCCACAGUGAUCCGCAUGGUGGUGAGCUUUUACCGCAACGCCCGUGGGCAGAACGCCCUGCGCCAGAUCCUGGCAGAGCCGGUGCAGGAGGUUCUGCACGACAGGAGCCUAAGCAUCCGCACCAGCCCCGUGGAGAUCUACAGGGGGUGGAUCAACGAGAUGGAGUGCCAGAGCGGACAGAAGAGCCACCUGCCGUACAACGUCACCCCACAACAAGCCCUCGGCCACCCAGAGGUCCAGAGGCGGCUGGACAUCUCCCUCGGCCAUCUCCUCGUGCUGGCAGACAGGUUUCUCUCGGCCAUCCUCUCGUCGGUGGACAAGAUCCCGUACGGGAUGCGCUACGUGGCCAAGGUCUUGAAGGCAACUUUGACGGAGAAGUUUCCAGAUGCCUCCAAGGGAGAGAUCUACAAGGUGGUGGGCAACCUGCUCUACUAUCGCUUCAUGAACCCAGCGGUGGUGGCGCCAGACGGCUUUGACGUGGUGGACUUCUCUGCUGGGGCACCCCUGCACCCUGACCAGCGGCGCAAUUUGGCCUCCGUGGCCAAGAUCCUGCAGCACGCGGCUGCCAGCCAGCUUUUCGAGGGAGAAAACAGCCACUUGAACGUGGUCAAUCAGUACCUGGAGGAAACACACCAUAAAUUCAGAGCAUUCAUCGACGCAGCCUGUUUGGUCCCUGAACCGGAAGAGAGAUUUAAUGUGGACAAAUAUUCAGAGCUGCUGGCCAUCACCAAACCAGUGGUCUAUAUAACGGUUGGGGAGCUGGUCAAAACCCACAAGUUGCUGCUGGAACACCAGCACUCCCUGGCUCCCGAUCCCCAGGAUGUGCUGCACAAACUUUUGCAAGACCUUGGAGAGGUGCCAACCGUUGCCGCGUUGAUAGGCCACAGCCCGGGGCAGGGGGCGAACGGGCCCUGGGAGGACGCGCUGUCUCAGCUCUCCAGCACGGAGCUCUCGCUCACGCUCAGCGGCAGGUACAGCGGGGUGGAGGCCGAAGCCGAGGGGGAAGCAGGUGCCGAAGGCCUGUGGCUGAGCACCAAACGGAUGCUGGUGGACGUGAUCCAGUCCCAGCCUGGCGACUCCCUGGCUGAGAUCCUGCACUCCAAGGCAUCAGAAGAGGAGGAGCAGCUCCACCAACAGCUCUUGUGGAGGAGAAGGGCCGCUGGCCACCCGCAGAGCCAAGAGCGGGCCCACCGUUCCCUGGCGGAGAAGAAGACGGAAGUCCUCCAGAACCUGGAGCGCCUGGCUUUGGCGGGCUCGGCCGGCCAGCCCCAGGCCCUGCUCCGCGAGAUUGCCCAGGACAUCCGCUGCCAGAGGCAUCGCCGGCAGGGCCGCAGGGGGCAGCUGGCCAAGCUGCAGCAGACCCUGCGAGGCCUGGCCUCCAAGCGCCGCUUCUACCGGGAGCAGGUGGACUACUACCAGAAGUAUCUCCGCACCUGCCUGGACAACCUGGCCGCUGCAGACAGGCCCAGCAAGAAACAGGCUGUGCUGCACUACACAGCGGCCCGCCUGUUUGAGAAGGGGGUCCUGCUGGAGAUCGAGGCCCUCCCGCCAAACCAACUUAGAAAUGUCAUCUUUGACAUUAUCCCUUCCCGAGAAGCUGGCAAGUUCCAGGUCCAGGCGAAGUUUAUGGGGGUCAAUAUGGAAAACUUCCAGCUUAGUUACCAGGACCUCCUCCAGCUCCAGUAUGAAGGCGUGGCUGUCAUGAAAAUGUUUGACAGAGCCAAAAUCAACGUCAACCUUCUCAUCUUCCUUCUGAACAAGAAGUUUUUCAAGAAAUAAUGUGCUUUGGGCGACAGCUGUGGAUUAUUGAGGUCCUCGCUGGGAAGAGGCCAAAGAGAUAUAUAGCGGUGCUCACUUUACUCCAGUCCUGCUUCAAAGAAACCCAGCGGGACCCCACGGGACCCCCACCCGGGCAGAUCCUUGCAUGGCAGAAGGCUCCCUUGCCCUAUCAACCGCUUGCAUGUAGAACACUACUAGGCCAAUAGACCAAAAGGACGGGCUUUUCCGAGCGCAAAGCGUUUCACCCGCCGUCCAGCCCUCUUCAAACGCUCCCACCGGUCACUCAGCCCAGGGAGCCUAAAACCUCUGGGUUCAGAGUGAUGUGACCAGUCUGGCGACCCCAUCUCUAGAUUCAAACAUCUGCCUCUCAGUUGCCAGACUCUGAGGAGGCCAAUGACCACCCACCCACCCACCCCUGCUGCCCCUCCGCCUUUUGGACCCCACAGGCUCCUGGCGCUGAUCUCCGGGAGGGGCAGUUGGUCCUCCCACCCGCUGGAGCUGCCCUGUACUUUGAGAGGAGAGGGGCGGGGGUCUGCGUGCCUGAGAGAG
Messenger RNA from Notechis scutatus (mainland tiger snake), 4183 nucleotides. The record is from RefSeq and is a predicted model, not a curated record. Lineage: Eukaryota; Metazoa; Chordata; Lepidosauria; Squamata; Elapidae.